AUGGUUUUGAAGUUGAAGCAGCGAAAUCUGCCAAAUACAGGCUCCGCACCUGUGACAGACACGGCCGAAAUUGUGCGUACAGUCAUUAACGACAUUCGCGCCAAUGGUGAUCAGUCGGCUCGAGCUUAUUCCGAGAAGUUCGACAAAUGGAGUCCUGCAAGCUUCAGGCUCUCGCAAGAUGACAUAACGAAGAUUAUUUCGUCUGUUCCGCAGCACAUCCUAGAUGAUAUCAAGCAAGUGCAGGAGAAUAUUCGAACCUUUGCCAUGGCUCAGAAGGCAUCGAUCAAGGACUUCGAAAUGGAGAUUCGUCCCGGGGUGCAUUUGGGUCAGAAGAACAUUCCGAUCAAUUCGGUUGGCGCAUACAUUCCCGGCGGUCGCUAUCCUCUGCUGGCCUCAAGCCACAUGACGAUUCUCACAGCCAAGUGCGCAGGUGUCCCUCAUGUCACCGCGUGUACACCUCCAAUUGCCGGAAAGAUCCCAGCCAAUACAGUUGCAGCCAUGCAUUACGCCGGUGCGGACGACAUCUAUAUCCUCGGAGGGGUACAGGCGGUUGCAGCUAUGGCGGUGGGCACCGAGACAAUAAAAAAGGUCGAUUUCAUUGCUGGACCGGGAAAUGCCUUCGUCGCCGAGGCCAAGCGCCAGCUAUUCGGCGAAGAGAUCGGCAUUGAUCUCCCAGCGGGACCUACAGAGGUCCUGAUCGUCGCAGAUGAACACGCCGACCCUUUCAUUGUUGCCACUGAUCUUCUGUCACAGGCCGAACAUGGCCCUGACUCCCCUGCAGUCCUGAUCACAAACUCUCAAAGCGUGGGGGAAAAGACAAUCGACGAGGUCAACCGAUUACUGAAGGUUCUUCCAACCGCCGACAUUGCGGGAGUUUCUUGGGAUCGUUUGGGAGAAGUCAUCAUUGUGUCAGACCUGGACGAAGCAUACAAACUCGCCGAUGAGUACGCCUACGAACAUGUGCAGAUCCUCACACAAAAGCCACGGGACGCAUUGGAGAAGAUGUCCAACUAUGGCGCUCUAUUCCUUGGCGACAAGACCUGUGUCUCUUACGGUGACAAGUGCAUCGGCACCAACCACGUCCUUCCGACUCGAGGGGCCGCUAGGUAUACCGGUGGACUGUGGGUGGGCAAGUAUUUGAAGACAGUGACUUACCAGGAAGUGACCUCACCGCAGGAAAGUGGAGAACUGGGUCGACUAUGUGGCAGAGCAGCUAGGGCAGAGAAUUUUGAAGGUCAUGCACGUUCUGGCGACGCUCGGGCUCAUCAAUAUUUGGGAGAUCAAUUCGACUGGAUCUAG
Molecule: messenger RNA, 1299 nt
Organism: Penicillium maclennaniae
Lineage: Eukaryota; Fungi; Ascomycota; Eurotiomycetes; Eurotiales; Aspergillaceae
Product: histidinol dehydrogenase family protein
Exons: 2
Coding region: 1-1299 (432 amino acids)
Biological process (GO): L-histidine biosynthetic process
Cellular component (GO): cytoplasm
Molecular function (GO): histidinol dehydrogenase activity; NAD binding; metal ion binding
Source: RefSeq, a predicted model, not a curated record